Molecule: messenger RNA, 1811 nt
Organism: Anopheles nili
Lineage: Eukaryota; Metazoa; Arthropoda; Insecta; Diptera; Culicidae
Gene: Ran
Product: GTP-binding nuclear protein Ran
Exons: 3
Coding region: 327-965 (212 amino acids)
Biological process (GO): ribosomal subunit export from nucleus; protein import into nucleus
Cellular component (GO): cytoplasm; nucleus
Molecular function (GO): GTPase activity; GTP binding
Source: RefSeq, a predicted model, not a curated record
CGAGACAACCGGCGCGGCAUAGUCUGAAAUUUCGCGCCUCAAUCCGGUAUCAUUCGUCCCCUUUGCGCUAACCUAGACCGCGAGUCAUUUUGUGAGUUUUUCAUCGUGUGAUCAAGUACGUUCUCGCUCUACAGCAUCUAAGAGGACCGAAAACAUAGCUGGUGCAGUUGUGCACUGUGUAGAGCAAAACUAACAGAAUUCAACGCUGUUCAACUGCUGUGUACGCGUGUGUGGAAAACUUACACAGCCGGUGCAUCGAGCCAUACUUCCCUUACCUAUCGUUUGUUCCUUGCAAUUUUGUGUGAUCACAAAAGUAAUAAACGACAAUGGCGGAUAUGCCCUCUUUUAAGUGUGUGCUAGUAGGCGAUGGUGGUACCGGUAAAACAACAUUCGUCAAACGGCACAUGACGGGUGAGUUCGAGAAGAAAUACGUCGCAACUCUCGGUGUCGAGGUGCACCCGCUGGUGUUCCAUACGAACCGUGGCGCAAUCCGAUUUAACGUCUGGGAUACGGCUGGACAGGAAAAAUUCGGUGGGCUACGUGAUGGUUAUUACAUCCAGGGACAGUGUGCCAUUAUAAUGUUUGACGUAACGUCACGAGUUACCUACAAAAACGUUCCCAACUGGCAUCGUGAUUUGGUGCGAGUCUGUGAAAAUAUUCCAAUUGUUCUGUGUGGCAACAAAGUCGACAUCAAGGAUCGUAAAGUCAAAGCAAAGUCCAUCGUGUUUCAUCGGAAGAAGAAUUUACAGUACUAUGACAUCUCCGCUAAGUCCAAUUACAACUUUGAAAAGCCAUUCUUGUGGUUGGCCCGCAAACUUGUCGGUGAUCCUAACCUCGAGUUUGUUGCUAUGCCCGCCCUGCUACCACCGGAGGUUAAAAUGGACAAGGAUUGGCAGGUUCAAAUUGAAAAAGAUUUGGAAGAAGCACAAGCUACAGCCCUGCCAGAUGAAGAUGAGGAUUUGUAAGCAGCUUUAGAUGGACGCCGGCAGAUUUCGUGUUUACUCUCGGUUUUGUGUUUUUCUUUUUUUUUACUUGGCAUUGUAUGAAUAAGAGAGAAACGACAGUUCAAUCGAACUAUGUUUGCAAACGAAAAGAAAGAUAAACUACUGAGCGCAAGUAAUCUUAAAACGGUUCGCGAACUACAUCUAAAACACAUCAGGGUGGUAGGCGUAACAUGAGAACGUAUAAAAUUAUUUCAGUUUAAAUACCAUAUAGAAGACCUCUAUUGAUAUUGAGGAUUAUAAAGGAUGAACAGAGAGAUAAACAACACAAUGUAAUACAGAGGAAUCAUACUUACCAGCAGCGUUUGGAUUAUUUGGCACUAUUUAAAAAAGGCGAUAGCUACAGGCAGAAUUGAAACAUAAAGAUCUUAUUUGUUGUGUGAAGGCUCGUCUCUAACCGUGGGGGUUGGAUGGAAAACAACGGUAAGUUUAGCAUCAUUUUGCGUUUAGGUGUAUUUGCAGACAGCAGGAAUGUUUGAGUUUCCUUUAAUUAUAGUGUUACUGUAUCGAUGAAAGGAUUAGGGCGAUAUAUUAGAAAAAGAAAAUACAGAGCUCACGCAAGAUUCCACAAUCGUAAAGUUUACAGGAUAGUUUUUUUUUGCGAUUGAGAAAUCGUUUCGUUUCAUCAAUACGUGGUUUGUUCAAUUAUCAUCGAUUAAGUGCCCAUAAGAUGCAACGUUGAAGUAUCCUAUGCUUUAGUUAAUCGUAUAAUGGCGAGCUGGGUGUUGAAGCAUGGAUUGUAAAUUCCAGCAGCAACAGUAUGAUGUAUCUUAAACAUUUAUUUUUCAAUAGAAAUCGGUUAAAGACGGA